AUGGCAGCAGAACCGCCGAGCACAUGGACCCAAUUCUUUCCACCGAAAGCAGCUUUCACUGACAAGGACAUUCCAGCUGACUUGGCGGGGAAGGUGUACAUCAUCACGGGAGCGAGCUCUGGCAUUGGAGCAGAAUUGACCCGGAUUCUGUUCUCAAAGAAUGCAAAGGUCUAUCUCGCGUGCCGGUCAGAAGAGAAAGCGAAGAAGACCAUCGACAAUGUCACUGCCGCAGUGCCGCAUUCGAAAGGCAAACUCGUCUUCAUUCACCUUGAUCAAGCCGAUUUGAGCAAUGUCAAGAAGGCAGCUGAAAGCUUUCUCGCACAGGAGUCGAGGCUCGACGUUCUCUUCAACAAUGCUGGCGUAAUGACUGGGGAAUCCAAGCCGCCAAAGAAGACGGUGCAGGGGCACGAGUUAGCACUCGGCGUCAACUGUGUUGGGCCAUUUCUACUCACCAAGCUCUUGACGCCUGUGCUCAAAGCGACUGCCCAGCAAGAGCAGUCUGGCGCUGUGCGUGUGGUAUGGUUGAGCUCUUAUGGUCUGGUUGCCUACGCCCCGAAUGAGAAAGGCAUUGACAUGAGCAACCUUGACUACCAUGUCCCCAAGACUGGAAUGGAUCGCUAUGGCAUCAGUAAAGCUGGUGACUGGCUGCUAUCCGCUGAAUAUGCGAAUAGGCACAAGUCCGAUGGUAUCGAGAGCGUGGCGCUGAAUCCAGGGAACCUUACCACUGAACUGGCCCGGAACCAAGGCUGCAUGAUUAAGCUGAUUGCAAGUGCGGUAUGCUACCCGCCCAUUCACGGUGUUUAUACAUUAUUGUUUGCGGCCUUCUCUCCAAUGAUAAGCAAGUACUCAUUUCGCUGCACAGUCAUCCCAUGGGGUCGUCUUGCCCCUUUGCGAAAGGAUCUUCCGGUUGCUGUCAAACCCAAGGAGCAGGGCGGCAAUGGAAACGCGCAGGAGUUCUGGGAGUGGAACGAAGAGCAGGUGAAGGACUACCUCUGA
Molecule: messenger RNA, 996 nt
Organism: Zasmidium cellare ATCC 36951
Lineage: Eukaryota; Fungi; Ascomycota; Dothideomycetes; Mycosphaerellales; Mycosphaerellaceae
Exons: 2
Coding region: 1-996 (331 amino acids)
Molecular function (GO): oxidoreductase activity
Source: RefSeq, a predicted model, not a curated record